AUGCAGACUAAUGACAUUACAGUUAGCGAUAGUUGCUCCAAUGGGACGGCAACAGAUACAAGUGGUCCUCAUUUGGUCUCGCUGGUUAAGGAAAAGCUAGAUGCCACUGAUGUCAACUAUUUGGUAGUCCCGGACGAGGCAGACGUAAUCCAGAAACUGCUCAUCUACCAGUGCGAUGUGCUGAAGGUUCGUGCCGUAUUCACCACCGGUGGUACUGGAUUUGCUCCACGUGAUGUCACUCCAGAGGCCACAAGGGCAGUUCUGACGAAGGAGGCCCCUCAAUUGACGAUGGCAAUGACCUUGACCAGUCUGGAAAAGACCAAGUUCGCCGUCCUGUCGCGGGCUGUGUGCGGUGUUCGGGAGAAGACAUUGAUCGUCAACUUUCCCGGCAGUAAAAAAGCCGUUGACGAGUGCUUCCACUCGAUUGUGAAUGUGAUUCCUCACAUUCUUCAGCUGAUGUCCGAUGAGAUUCCGAAGGUUAAGGAGACCCACCGAAAGAUACAGUCUGGCGAAGGCCAUGUGCACGUUUGUCCGCAUGCCACUGGCAAAGGUGGGGACGAUAGAAAUUCUCCAUACCCGAUGUUGGAGGUUGUUGAUGCGUUGGAAAUCAUAAUGUCUACCAUUGCGACUCAGAAGAUUCCGCGGAAGCAGAUAAGCCGGGUCAAUAUUCCUCCGUUCAGGGCGUCGGUCAAAGAUGGGUACGCGCUGAAGUCAUCCGGAGAUAAGGGUGUGAAACGAGUCGUUGGUUACGUGGCCGCUGGUAACGGGAUAAUCCGCGAUUACUUCGACAUCGAUCAGUGCUACAAGAUUAACACCGGCGCUCCUGUUCCGGACCAGGCGGAUGCGGUGAUUCAAAUCGAGGAUACAAAACUAAUUUCCACGGAUAAUGACAUUGAGAAAAUCAUUGAAGUGCUAUCCAGCCCAAGUCCGAACUUGGAUAUUCGUUCCAUCGGAAGUGACCUCCGAAUGGGUGAGGACGUUUUCGAGCAUCGCUACCCGCUGGAUGCUGCCCAGCGGUCACUGUUGGCAUCCAUCGGAGAGACUAUCAACGUGGGGCAGCUGAGGAUUGCGGUCAUUUCUACCGGUGACGAGCUGGUUCACCCUUAUGGGGAUGGAGCCCAAACGGGGACGAUAGAGGGAAAAAUCUUCGAUUCGAACACGACCAUGCUGGUCCAGCUGUUGAGACAGUUUGGUUUCACCGAAGAACAGUGCCUGGUGUCACAGAUUGUCGUUCAUGAUGAUUACCAGUCUCUUCGCAAACAAAUCGAAAUCCUAACAGGAUCGGUGCACGCCAUCCUUUGCACCGGAGGAGUUUCAAUGGGGGACAAAGACUUCGUCAAGCCAGUGCUGAAGGAUCUCGGCUAUGAUUUAAAGUUUGGACGGGUCAACGUGAAGCCCGGCAAGCCGUUUACGUUCGCCAGCAAGGAUAUCACGCGUUUCUUUGGCCUACCCGGCAAUCCAGUUUCGGCCUUCGUUACGUUCCAUUUGUUUGCGCUUCCGGCCCUGAGGAAAUAUCUGGCCACGUUGAAUCAAACGACAUCUAACUUGGCAAAGUGUCAUCUACCCAAGAUCACCGUCAAGCUCCUAACGGAAAGCUACGAGCUGGAUCCUCGUCCGGAGUACGCCCGGGCCAGCAUCGUCUCCAAGGGUGGUGAACUGUGGGCACAAAUCACUGGCCAGCAGAUUAGCAGUCGGCUGAAGAGCAUCGUUGAGGCAGACGUUCUGCUUCACUUGCCUGUGCGAUCGCCAUCGAAGACGACGAUCGUACGCGGAGAGUCGGUGACGGCCUUGACGCUGAGGGCGGAUUUCAUUUCUGCAUAUGAGUAGCAGUCAAGAUGAAAUUUUAAGAGUAGCUAGAAGCAAGCAUAAUAAACUAG
This is a messenger RNA of Culex pipiens pallens (northern house mosquito), 1877 nucleotides long. RefSeq names its product molybdenum cofactor synthesis protein cinnamon (gene cin). Bases 1 to 1827 code for a protein of 608 amino acids. Gene Ontology annotation, biological process: molybdenum incorporation into molybdenum-molybdopterin complex; Mo-molybdopterin cofactor biosynthetic process; postsynaptic neurotransmitter receptor diffusion trapping. Gene Ontology annotation, cellular component: postsynaptic specialization; postsynaptic membrane; cytoplasm. Gene Ontology annotation, molecular function: molybdopterin molybdotransferase activity. The record is from RefSeq and is a predicted model, not a curated record. The transcript has 4 exons. NCBI's taxonomy places the organism in Eukaryota, Metazoa, Arthropoda, Insecta, Diptera, Culicidae.